Messenger RNA from Lolium rigidum, 1278 nucleotides. RefSeq names its product suppressor protein SRP40-like. The transcript has a single exon. NCBI's taxonomy places the organism in Eukaryota, Viridiplantae, Streptophyta, Magnoliopsida, Poales, Poaceae. The record is from RefSeq and is a predicted model, not a curated record. Bases 1 to 1278 code for a protein of 425 amino acids.
AUGACCUCCGCCGUCCUCCCCGCCGCGCCAGCCUCCGUGUCCUCGACGUAUGGCUGUCGUCCCUCGUUCGGCCGUGACGCGGCCGCUGAGGAGUCAUCGCCGGUCGCGUCUUCCUCGCCCGCGCGCCCCGCCGUGGCCACGCCCGCAAUCUCCAAGGACUUCAUCGACUUCGAGUUCAGUUUUGGUGGAUGCACCGCCAGCAUGCUCCCGGCGGACGAGCUCUUCGCCGAUGGUAAGCUGCUGCCGCUUCAGAAGGAUGCCGCUGCAGUUGCUUCUGCCGCGCCUGAGCCGGAGACAGCCGCAGCGGCGCCACCGCCGAGGUUGUUGGAGGCAAUGCCGGCGACUCCGGAGCCAAUGAAGGCGAUCCGCGGCGGCGCCGCGGCUGGUGCCGCCGACCAGUACGUGUUCUCGCCGAAGGCGCCCAGCUGCUCCAGCCGGUGGCGGGAGCUGCUCGGGCUCAAGCGAGCCGCCGCCUCCGCCCAGAGCCCCAAGGCGUCGUCAUCCCCGUCUCCGUCGCCAUCCGCAGCAUUGGCGAAGACUCCGGGGAGGACGAACACAACGACCUCCUCGGCGGCGAGGUCACUGAAGUUCCUCCUCCAGCGGAGCAACGGCGGGCGGGCGUCCAGCGGCGCCGCGUCGGAUCUCGCGUCGGCGCCGCUCCUCCGCGACAGCUCCGACUCGGAGGCGUCGCUGUCCCUCGCCUCCUCCCGCUUCUCGCACUCCUCCUCCUCCAGCUCCGGCGGCGGGCACGACCACGACGACCUCGCGAACGUCAACCCGCGCUUCUCGCUCGACUCCGCGGCCCCCGACCACAACAACCCGCCCCGGCUCCGCCUGGUGCCGCACCGCCACUCCACCUCCACCUCCACCCGCCGCCCGGGCCCCUCAACCCCACCCCCGCCACCACCUCCCUCCAGCUGCGUCACCGCCGACUCCCCGCGCAUGAACUCCUCCGGCAAGAUCGUGUUCCAGACGACCGGCCUCGAGCGCAGCUGCAGCUCCCCGUGCAGCCUGCACGCGGCGGCGCGGUCGCGGUCCAUGGCCCGCGCCGUGGACCGCUCCUACUCGUCCGGCGUCCGCGUGGCGCCCGUGGUGCUCAACGUGCCGGUCUGCUCGCGCCCGGUCUUCGGCGGCUUCUUCAAGGACAAGACCAAGGAGGCCGCGGCCAACAAGGACUCGGCCGCGGCGGCGGCCCGGUCGUCGGCGCGGGCGUCCACGCUCGGCCGGAAGCCCACGCCGCAGCGCUGGAGCGGCGAGCUGCCCAAGCAUUCUGGGUAA